GACGCGCCACAGCUAGAAAGGGAAGGCCGAGCGCGGAGGGGCGGAGCCAAGAAAGCGCGCGUUCGGAAAGGGGGAGGGGCCGGGUUAAGGAGCGCCGCGUCACGUCCGGCAGACUUAGAGCCCGUGCGGAGGCGGUGCGGAGCGCUUCGGUACUCAGCGGCUCGGGAACCUGUGCGUUCUGUGAGGCUGCGGCGGAGCCUCCAUAUAGAAGGCGCAAGAGGUUGGCAGCUUCGAUUGAAGCACGUCGAGCGGCGACAGCAGCUAGGAGUCAUGAGCGACAGCGGCGAGCAGAACUACGGCGAGCGGGAAUCCCGUUCUGCUUCCAGAAGUGGAAGUGCUCAUGGAUCUGGGAAAUCUGCAAGGCAUACCCCAGCAAGGUCUCGCUCCAAGGAAGAUUCCAGGCGUUCCAGAUCAAAGUCCAGGUCCAGAUCUGAAUCUAGGUCUAGAUCCAGAAGAAGUUCUCGAAGGCAUUACACAAGAUCAAGAUCUCGGUCCCGCUCCCAUAGACGAUCCCGUAGCAGGUCUUACAGUCGAGAUUAUCGAAGACGGCAUAGCCACAGUCAUUCUCCGAUGUCUACUCGCAGGCGUCAUGUUGGGAAUCGGGCAAAUCCUGAUCCCAACUGCUGUCUUGGAGUAUUUGGAUUGAGCUUGUACACUACAGAAAGAGAUCUAAGAGAAGUAUUCUCUAAAUAUGGCCCCAUUGCUGAUGUGUCUAUUGUAUAUGACCAGCAGUCUAGACGUUCAAGAGGAUUUGCCUUUGUGUAUUUUGAAAAUGUAGAUGAUGCCAAGGAAGCAAAAGAGCGUGCCAAUGGAAUGGAGCUUGAUGGACGUAGGAUCAGAGUUGAUUUCUCUAUAACAAAAAGACCACAUACCCCAACACCAGGAAUUUACAUGGGGAGACCUACCUAUGGCAGCUCACGCCGUCGGGAUUACUAUGACAGAGGAUAUGAUCGAGGCUAUGAUGAUCGAGACUACUACAGCAGAUCAUACAGAGGAGGAGGUGGAGGAGGAGGAGGAUGGAGAGCUGCUCAAGACAGGGAUCAGAUUUACAGAAGGCGGUCACCUUCUCCUUAUUAUAGUCGUGGAGGAUACAGAUCACGUUCUAGAUCUCGAUCGUACUCACCUCGUCGCUAUUAAAGCAUGAAGUUGAAGAUUUUCUGAAACCUACUCUAGAGUUGGGAUAUUGUUUGUGGACAAUAUUUUUUAUUGUCUCCUGUUUAAAAAGUGAACAGUGCCUAGUGAAGUUAGGUGACUUUUACACCUUUUAUGAUGACUACUUUUGGUGGAGUUGAAAUGCUGUUUUCAUUCUGCAUUUGUGUAGUUCGGUGCUUUGUUCAAAGUUAAGUGUUUUCAGAAAAGUAUGUUUUGCAUGUAUUUUUUUACAGUCUAAAUUUUGACUGCUGAGAAGUUUCUAUUGUACAAAACUUCAUUUAAAAAGGUUUUUCUACUGAAUCCAGGGUAUUCUGAAGAUCGAAGCCUGUGUGUAAAAUGCUACCAAAUGGUAAAAAGCAACAAUAAAGUUUGGUUUUUACUUUUCUUUCUAACAUCAAUGCUUAGCAAAACUGUUCAGAUUAGGUUGUGUCAUUAGUAAAUUUCAAGACAAAAAUACCCAUUUUCCUCCAAUCCAUGAAACAUAUUAUACGUAAUAUACCUGCAACUAAGUGUUGAAAAUUAUGCUCUGUAACCCUGUACUGCUAGUACUAGAACUAAAGAACUUUCAAUACAGCCAAUGCUUAAUGCUUAUAUAAAUGUGGAUUUGUCAGCCUUUAUGUAAUCUGUAUCAUAUAAAGCAGGGGAUAAGAAAAGAGGUACACAAUGUAUGCCUUUAAAAGGCUAUUUCUUAAAGCUGUUACAAGGGGAUAAUGGUAUUUCAACUAGUUAUCAGCAAGUGACAAUACAUUCCACCACAAAUGUACUCUUGUUCUUCUAGCUUUUAGACUAUGGAAAAAAUUAAGUGCUUCAGAGUUCGGGAAAAAAGGGAACACUACACCUGUGUUGUGGAUGAACUGAAGACUUUGCCUGUUCAUUUUUUAAAUAUUAUUUUCAGGUCCUUUGCUUACCAAAGGAAGCCCAAUUUCACUCAAAUGUUUUGAGAACUGUGUUUAAAUAAAUGCAAAUGAAAAGAGUAAAA
This is a messenger RNA of Odobenus rosmarus divergens (Pacific walrus), 2131 nucleotides long. It is a transcript of the gene TRA2B, whose product is annotated as transformer 2 beta homolog (Drosophila). Gene Ontology annotation, biological process: positive regulation of mRNA splicing, via spliceosome. Gene Ontology annotation, molecular function: RNA binding. Gene Ontology annotation, cellular component: spliceosomal complex. Lineage: Eukaryota; Metazoa; Chordata; Mammalia; Carnivora; Odobenidae. The record is from RefSeq and is a predicted model, not a curated record. The transcript has 9 exons. Bases 271 to 1137 code for a protein of 288 amino acids.